AUGACGGAUGUCGAGAGCGUAGCUCAUGAUGGGGAAGACGACCAGCUUCCGUACGGUAUUCAUUGUGGAAGCAGUGGAGCUAUGCUAUUGGGGGUUCGGCAAGGUUCGAAAGGGGUGCGGGUCCUCGAGUGUCGGAGAGGAGUGGCCUUGAGCUGGUCCUUCAGCGAGGUUGAGUUUGGACAAGAGUUCAGUCACGGCUCUUCAGCAUACUUGUCGAUCGGCAAGGUUCCUAGAAAACCAAGGGUGAGGAUCAAGGGUGAGUUCAUCCUUGAAAGUUGGGAGGCAUUAGCCACACGUUCGGCAGGGGAGGCUAUGCACGUGGCGUUCGGAAGUGUUGCCUGA
Prunus armeniaca (apricot) is the source of this 342-nucleotide messenger RNA. The record is from the annotation of a GenBank genome assembly. NCBI's taxonomy places the organism in Eukaryota, Viridiplantae, Streptophyta, Magnoliopsida, Rosales, Rosaceae.